AUGGAUUCCAGAAAUCAAAGUAGCCAGUACUCUGGCUACAUUGGCCUUCUUACGAGUCAACAACAAUAUGUUGUUCAGGAAAACAUUCCUCCUGAAAGUUUUCCUUAUAGUGUAAACAUUGGAGGCUCCGAUAUACCUCCUUUCAGUUCGCAGCAAGCUCAGACUCCAUCCCAACCUGAUGCGACACCAGUGGAGCGUGUGGUGAGAAAGAAAUGGACUCCUCAUGAUGACGAGGUUCUCAUCAGUGCCUGGCUCAACACAUCAAAGGAUGCUGUUAUUGGGAAUGAACAGAAGUCCGGGACAUUCUGGAAACGCGUAGGAGAGUACUUCGCAGGUGCGACAGAGGCUGGUGAGAAGACAGAGCAUGUCCACUGUAAGCAAAGGUGGCACAAAAUAAAUGAUCAUACCAACAAGUUUUGUGCCGCUUUUGCCGCAGCAGAGAGACAAGUUACGAGCGGUCAGAGUGACAAUGACGUUCUAAAGGUGGCUCAUGAGAUCUUCUACGCUAAUAACGGAACCAAGUUUACCCUUGAGCAUGCGUGGUGUGUCUUGAGGUAUGAACAGAAGUGGAUUAACCUGAACCCUCCUAAAGCUGCUGUCAGUGCAAAGAGAAAGACUGGUGAGGACGCUUCCGAACCAUCAAGUACCAACGUUGGUGAGGGAGAGAUAAGGCCUGAAGGUGUAAAGGCUGCAAAAGCCGGAAGGAAUAGUACUCAAGGAAAGGCAGUUGAGAACUAUAGGAACAUGUGGGAGCUCAAGAUGGAAGAUUUGGCAAAGAAGGAGAAACUCUCGAAGCUUGCUAUACUAGACAGUCUCCUUACUAGAAAGGAGCCUCUUAGUGAGCGUGAAGAAGCUGCCAAGAAUAAACUCCUUGAUGAGUUGUUCUAA
Molecule: messenger RNA, 888 nt
Organism: Brassica rapa (field mustard)
Lineage: Eukaryota; Viridiplantae; Streptophyta; Magnoliopsida; Brassicales; Brassicaceae
Product: glutathione S-transferase T3-like
Source: RefSeq, a predicted model, not a curated record